Messenger RNA from Ziziphus jujuba (common jujube), 2215 nucleotides. Its product is annotated as protein NRT1/ PTR FAMILY 8.3. Gene Ontology annotation, molecular function: transmembrane transporter activity. Lineage: Eukaryota; Viridiplantae; Streptophyta; Magnoliopsida; Rosales; Rhamnaceae. The transcript has 5 exons. Bases 117 to 1877 code for a protein of 586 amino acids. Gene Ontology annotation, cellular component: plant-type vacuole membrane. Gene Ontology annotation, biological process: transmembrane transport. The record is from RefSeq and is a predicted model, not a curated record.
AGCCUUUGCGUCUUAGUCAGCACCAUUAUUGAUCAUUCACCCACCACAAAGAUCUUGCUUGUCUUUGUUUUGAAGAUUGAAGUUGAACCCACAAAGCAAAAUGUUAAACAAUUACUAUGGGGUCUGGUCGGAAGGAUGAGAGUUCUUCCUUGGAAGAUGCUCUUCUACUACAGAACGGAGUCAGUGGAUUCUAUGCAGGAGAUGGUUCAGUAGACUUCAACGGGAAACCUGUUUUGAAAAAUAAAAGUGGAAAUUGGAAGGCUUGUUCUUUCAUUCUAGGCACUUUUUUCUGUGAACGCCUGGCCUUCUAUGGGAUUUCGACUAAUCUUGUUAAUUAUCUAAUUGAAAAACUACACCAAGGAAAUGUUUCUGCUGCCAGAAAUGUUACAACUUGGCAAGGCACUUGCUAUCUUACUCCCCUCAUUGGAGCUAUCUUAGCUGAUACUUACUGCGGUAGAUAUUGGACUAUUGCUGGUUUCACCACAUUUUAUUUGAUUGGACUGUGCACAAUAACUCUCUCGGCAUCUGUUCCUGCAUUGAAGCCUGCAAAAUGUAUAAAUUCCAAAUGUCCUUCAGCUGCACCAGCACAGUAUGCAGUAUUCUUCUUCGGACUCUAUAUGAUUGCACUGGGGACUGGUGGGAUCAAACCAUGUAUUUGGCCAUUUGGGGCAGAUCAAUUUGAUGAUACUGAUCCUAGGGAGAGGGUUAAAAAGGGUUCCUAUUUCAACUGGUUUUACUUUUCUCAAAACAUUGGUGCUAUCAUAGCCGCUAGUUUACUGGUAUGGAUUCAAGAAAAUGUUGGCUGGGGUUUGGGCUUUGGAAUUCCCACAUUGCUCAUUGGCUUUGCUAUCGUAAGUUUGUUUUUAGGGACACCCUUUUAUAGAUUCCAGAAAUCAGGAGGAAGCCCUCUAACAAGGAUAUGCCAGGUUCUGGUUGCAUCAUUCCGUAAGAGAAAUGUGGCUAUGCCAGAGGAUGGUAAUCUCCUCUUUGAAACACAAGAUAUAAGCUCUGCUAUCAAAGGCAGUCGUAAACUGGAGCAUACCGAUGAAGUAAGGUGCCUUGAUAAAGCUGCUUUGGUGUCGGCUGCUGAGAUUGGAACUGGGGAUACCUAUGAUCCAUGGAGGGUUUGCACUGUAACACAAGUUGAAGAACUGAAGAUUUUAAUCCGAAUGUUUCCAAUAUGGGCAACUGGGAUUGUAUUCUCUGCUGUUUAUGCCCAAAUGUCAACACUUUUUGUGGAACAAGGAAAGAUGAUGAAAAGGGCUAUUGGUUCUUUUACCAUUCCUGCUGCCUCUCUGUCUUUCUUCAACCACAUCAGUGUUAUAAUCUGUGUUCCCAUCUAUGACAGAGUGAUUGUCCCAAUUGCAAGAAAAUAUACAGGCAAAGAAAGAGGCUUCUCGCAGUUGCAACGAAUGGGAAUCGGCCUUUUCAUUUCGGUUAUAUGCAUGUCAGUUGCUGCUUUGGUAGAGAUCAAGAGACUACAACUCGCAAAAAUUCUCGGAUUAAUCCAUGUAGAAGUUUCUGUACCAUUAAGCAUACUCUGGCAAAUUCCCCAGUAUGUCUUGCUGGGAUCAGCGGAGGUUUUCACAUUCAUAGGGCAGCACGAGUUCUUCUACGAGCAGGCGCCGGACGCUAUGAGGAGUUUGUGCAGCGCACUGUCACUUUUGACAAACUCUUUGGGUAACUAUCUUAGCUCUUUGAUCUUGACAAUUGUGAAUGGUAUCACAACUGAAGGUGGGAAAACUGGAUGGAUUCCAGAUAACUUGAAUGAAGGACAUCUUGAUUAUUUUUUCUGGCUUUUAGCUGGUCUGAGCUUCUUAAAUAUGAUAGUCUACAUGGUUUUUGCCAGAAGGUAUAAGGAGAAGAAGACUUCUUAAAAUGUGUUUUCAUGGAAGGUGGUUUACAUUAAUACUUUCUAGGUUCUGCUGCUAAUAAUAAUAUUUGGCUUUCCAGUUCAAUAUGGAAGUGUUUCCGGUGUUGAAAAAAAAAAAUUAGUGGCAAUUAGUUGGAAAGUCUGGAUAAUGAGAACAAAUAGCAUUAUUCGUUAAGGCUCUUGGAGUAGUUCUUUUCCAUCUCAAUUUAACCAUUUAAAUAGAAAGGUCAUUUGUACAAAAAUAAAACAGAAGGGAGAGAGAGAAGAAGAAAUGGGAGAAGAAUAACUAGAACUCAAAGAGUGACGUGAAAUAAUAAUGUUUACACAUGCAAGUUUGGCUUA